Messenger RNA from Musa acuminata AAA Group (dessert banana), 1436 nucleotides. Its product is annotated as glutathione S-transferase T1-like. The transcript has 4 exons. NCBI's taxonomy places the organism in Eukaryota, Viridiplantae, Streptophyta, Magnoliopsida, Zingiberales, Musaceae. The coding region runs from base 412 to 642 and encodes 76 amino acids. The record is from RefSeq and is a predicted model, not a curated record.
GGUCAUAUUUAAGUGUGAGGGUUUGCAAUGUUAUGAUUCGUUCUUGAAUGCGAAUUGUCGCAUCGGGAGAAAAUGGAUGAGAGUGCGACAAAUAUGUUUCGACUCGGCGGUGGUGAAGUAGAUCGGAGAUGAGCCCCGAUUCAUUGCUCGGGAUGAGUUCAACUACCGAUAGGGAUUCGAUCAACGCAAGCUUACUUGGGAAAAAGACAUCUCAACAUUGGAUCCACGACUUUGUGUACAUCUUGAUUCAUUGAACUGUCGAAGAGGACGACAGUAAUCAAAGUUCUCCCAGCUAUGUGCCAAAAUUGGCACCAAAAGAUCGGUUGUCAAGCUCUGUUUCCACAGUAAGAAGACGAGGAAGACGAAGAACGGAGACCGUCCAAGAACGCGAAAGAGUCCUUUGACAGUUCGAUGGUGUUUGAUUCAAGGAGGAGAGAGAUGACGCUGAAGGUGUACGGUCAUCGGCUGUCGCAGCCGUCGCGGGCGAUUAUAAUCUUCUGCAAGGUCAACGGUAUUGACUUCGAGGAGGUGACGAUUGAUUUCACGACGGGCAAGCAUCGUUUGCCCGAUUUCAAAGAGAUAAACCCAAUGACAGAAGUUCCAGCAAUUGUUCAUGGAGAUUUAAAGCUCUUUGAGAGGUAGAUAUUGUUUCUUUAAGUCUAUGCUUAAAUAUAAUUUCUUUAUGCACUUCUCCUGUCCUUGCGAAAAAGAUCGAUCAAAACAUAACUCCUUUGAUGGUGGUAACUGAGUCACUGUAUCACAUUUGUCUGAACAGUUUGUCCUCAUAGUAAACUGCCCAUCAUAUAACUUAUGCUUCAUUUGAUAGAAGUAACUCUUCUAGCUUAAUUCUGAGGCAAUGUCUUGCCAAAUCAUUUGGAGAACACUAUGUUUCAAAAUUUUGUUUAUCAUAGCCUUAACUGCAUAAAAUAAUCAACCAGACCCAAGAUUUGCAGUACGUGUUGCUCCUGUUGCUUGAUCUAUUAACAAAACUUGAAUCCCAUUGGAUCCCAUCUACUCAUCCAUCCUACAACACACUGGUGUUGUAGCUUCUCUGGUAAGUUGUCAUACAUCAAGAUGGUUUCAAAAUUCCUUUUUCUGGCACCUUACCAUGUAUCAGUAGUUCUUUAAUUUUUUUGUGCUCUCUGAACUUUGUAUAUCACUUGUGGAAUGACCCUUAGGUAGACAUGAUUGUUCUUCAAGAAGACAUUAAAUUUUAUGGGCAAUUGAAAACACCAGAGUGACUAAGGUGUCCUUGAAAGGAAAAGACAGAUAAAAAUAAAAACUGCUACUAGAUAAAGGGUUUCUAAAUUUUAAACCGACUUGAACAGGCUCUGAAUCAUAUGCAAAAUUUAACAUGAAAUAAAUCUGAAAUCCCAAAGACCAGGAUGAAACAACUAUAACAAUCAAAAGAAAGAGCCUCACAUGAACAUUAUGAU